Ailuropoda melanoleuca (giant panda) is the source of this 5681-nucleotide messenger RNA. RefSeq names its product AT-hook transcription factor (gene AKNA). The transcript has 23 exons. Gene Ontology annotation, biological process: epithelial to mesenchymal transition; neuroblast division in subventricular zone; neuroblast delamination. The record is from RefSeq and is a predicted model, not a curated record. Bases 448 to 4845 code for a protein of 1465 amino acids. Lineage: Eukaryota; Metazoa; Chordata; Mammalia; Carnivora; Ursidae. Gene Ontology annotation, cellular component: centrosome.
UCUUUUUGGCAGGGGGAGGGGGGUAGAACAAGCGCCAGCAGUGAGGGUGGGCAGCUCCGACAGUGGUAGGAACUGGCAUGGACUCAGAAAUCAGGGCAACCUUUCUUGGUACACAGGCGGGGAGACUGAGGCCCAGAGAAGGGGCGCGUCUUGCCCGAAGCGCACAGCAGGGCAGACGCAGAGCUGGCCUCUCCCCAGUGUGAUGCGGCUGCUGGCGCUGGAGGCGUGACAUCUUGGACGAGACUCUUCCCGGCUCCUUUCGCCGGCUUUUGUUGAAAGCCAUGACAGGUAUUAAUUCUCUCUGAUGGCCUCCGUGGCGUGAGCACCGAGCAUUGUCAUCAAGAGGCAGAUCUUUGUAUGCUUCGACCUCCACUGGCACGCACCCGCUUUGUGACUGCAGGUGGCGGGCAGGAUGGCCGGUCCUGAGAGAAGCUGGCGGUGACUCACAUGCCCACGGUGGCAGCUCCGUCUCCUGAAGAUGGAGUGGCCCAGGUGAAGCACAGGCUAGGCCCGAUGGCCAGCUCCAGGACGGAGGUGCGCUGGGCCGAGCUGGGCCCGGGGAGGGGACCCCAGCGGCGGCGCUGGGCCUGGCCUGAAGAGGAAAAGGAUGCCGAGCCGAGUGGCGGAAAAGAGGGGGCCUUUCCCAGUGCCACCAGCCCCGAGCUCCUGGAGGACUUCAGGCUGGCCCAGCAGCACCUUCAACCGCUGGAGUGGGACCCGGACCCGCAGGCUGAUGAACGCCAGCAUUCCGAAUCGGGAGAGUCUGUGGGAGAGGAGUUUGAAGCGGAGGAUGUGGACAGCCCAGAAAGUUCCAACUUGCCCCUCAACUGGCUCCCCCAUCAGGAUCCUCACCUGGCCAUGACUGAAGAGGAGCCGGAUGAAGCCCUCGGAGGUCCUGAGGUGGAGGAAGCUGGAGAGAGUGCCCCAAGAUUGGAGUAUGAGACUGGUCUCAGCUCAGGGGGCAAUGGAAACACCAACCCCAUGGCUCUGGGGUGGGGUCAGGACACAGGCUGGGUGUCCUCUGGCAAACAAGCCAAUGGAGACAAGCUUCCAGAACAUUCUGAGGACAACCCAACUGUUGACCUCAGCUCUGUAAGAUCCUGGAGCAGUGGGACCAUGAGCCUCGACCACCCCAAUGACAGCCUUGAUUCUACCUGGGAAGGAGAAACGGAUGUCCCCCAGCCCGUUGCCCUGGCAGAACCCUUACCACAGAGCUCCAGUCACCACCUCCUAACCCAAAACACCAGAACUGGAGGAAGCGUUGCUCUGGCAACCCCCACGGAAUUCCAGGACUCCUCAGUACCCCAGGCCCAGAGCCUCCAGUGUCCGGCAGAUAAGAGGAAAGAAAGUACCAGCCUUUCCUGCCCUCAGUUGGGGGACCAAGCCUGGAAACGGACGCGGACAUCACCUAAACCACUCCCUUCUCGAUUCACCGGCUCCAUCAGCCCCCCGAAUCCACCUAGGCGAGGCCGCCAAGACAGGCUGCCACCCAAGCAGGGAGCCACUCUGGCUGGCCACUCAUCUUCUGAUGCCUCCAAGUACGGGCGGGGGCAGCUGAACUACCCACUCCCUGAUUUCUCCAAGGUGGGACCCCGGGUGAGGUUCCCCAAAGAUGAGAGCUACCACCCCCCCAAGGCCAGGAGCCACAGCAGGCAGCCUCGGGGCCCUGCCAGGCCGCUGGUCUUCAAGUCGCCUGCCGAGAUAGUACGGGAGGUGCUGUUGAGCAGCGGGGAAACCUGCCCGGCCCAGGACCCGGCUCCUACACACCCCAUCACCAGGGUACCCCAAGAAUUUCAGACGCCUGAACAAGCCACCAAGCUGGUCCAUCAGCUCCAGGAGGACUACCACAAGCUCCUCACCAAGUAUGCGGAGGCCGAGAACACCAUUGACCAGCUGCGCCUUGGGGCCAAGGUGAACCUGUACUCGGACCCGCCCCAGCCCAGCCACAGCAUCCACACAGGGAUGGUGCCCCAGGGGACCAAGGUCUUGUCCUUCACCAUCCCACAGCCCCACUCUGUGGUGCGGUGGUCAGGCUCUGCUGAAACCCCACAGACCUCUGGGGCCUCAGGGUGGCCAUCAGCUCAAGGAGACCUGAGCCCCUCCUUGUCUGCCCCAGCGUGGCUUCUGGAGAACCCAGGCAUCGCCCAGGACCAGCCCUCCGCAGAGCGGACCCAGAAGUUGGCCUCUCAGGCCAGCCGGUUCCUGAACAAGGUGGAGUCCUUUGCAGGACUGAUGCAGGCGGGACAGCUGACGCCCCAGGACCAGCUCAAGGUCUUCCAGCACCUCAAGGCUGCCCACGCAGCCCUGGAGGAGGAGUACCUGAAGGCCUGCAGGGAGCAGCAGCUGGCCCAGCAGCUUGCCAGCUCCCAGGGGACACCUGGAAAAUUCGAUCCUGACAGGGAGCUAGAGGAGGAGAUAUUCCAGCUGGGAAUUCGCCUGGAAGAGCUGAAGGAUCACAUGGACCAGAAUGAGCAGGAGUCCGAGCGAGUUGGGUCAGACUGCACUCCAGACAGCCCCCCAGCCUCGCCAUCCCUGCACCAGCCAGCCUGCCUGCCUUCUCCUUCAGGACAAGCCCCCGCCCUUGCUGGCCAGACCCUCUGCCCUCAGGCUGAUGCUGCCAGCGCAGGCCCCUGCGCGUCACACGUGAGUGUGGAGCUUAGUGCAGCCAGCAGCGAGGGGGACGACAGGCCCCCGGGCCUCCCAGCACCACUCAGGCACAAGGAGCUGCAGGUGGAGCAGGGUUUCCACGGCCUCCUGGAGCGGUACCUCAGCGUCAAAUCCCUUCCAGAAGCCGUGCAGAUGGAGGGGGAGGGGGAGGAGGAAGAAGAUGGUCAAGGCCAUAUAGUGGAAGUUGAUGGCCCGACUCCAGCUCCAGGAAACUCCAAGGCUACCAGGAUCCCCAGAAGGGAGACUGUGGAGCCGGUGGGGUCUGUGAAGCCAGCAGGCUUCCACACAUCCGCGGCCAGAGAGGGGUCCCUCCGGGGCCUGGACAAAGCCGAGGCUGCUCCCCCAGGCCCCAGCAGGCCACCCCACCCUCGGGGCACCAAGACUACGGGAUCACACCGGAGUAGUCUAACCAGCCUAGAGGGAAGUGGCAUCUCUGAACACCUUCCACAGAAGUCUCUGCACCAAGCUGGGGGGCCCCACCCAGAGGAGCCCUGGAUGGCGUCCCCAGAGACAGACAGUGGCUUUGUGGGCUCAGAAACCAGCAGAGUGUCGCCCCUCACCCAAACACCAGAGCACCGGCUCUCCCACAUCAGCACUGCGGGAACAUUGGCCCAGCCUUUCAGUUCGUCUGAACCCCGGGAUGCAGCCUCGCACCCCCAGACCAGGGGUCCUCCAGUCCCCAGAAGAGCCACGGAGCCCAGCACACCCAGGAGCCGAGCCCAGAGGCGACCCUCGGGCCGGGCCAGUCCUCUGUGGCAGAGGGCAGCGAGUUUCCCCGCGGGGCGGACGCUGGUGGCCGAGACGGAGGUCCCUGGCUCAGAGUUCGAGGGGCGAAAGCGGAUUUCCGAACAGCUCCCUCCAAGCGUGACAAUCAGCUCCCCGCCCACUCUGGCCCCUGCAGCCGCCACUCUGCCCCAUGGAGCAGCAGAGAGCGCCCACACCUUCCUCCUCACCAGGACAGGGCGAGACCAGGCCAUCCGAGAGCUGCAAGAGGAGGUCUCCCGUCUCCGUCUGCGGCUGGAAGACAGCCUGCACCAGCCAGCCCAGGGCAGCCCGACGCGCCCAGCCUCCACCCUCAACCGCCCCGCCCGGGCCCGGGCCCGGCCAGCUGAUGCCUCAACUUCCUGGGGCUCCCACUAUGGCAGUAAAUCCACAGAGAGAUUGUCUGGUGAGCCCGCAGGUGGGGAGCGAGUGGAGCCCGCAGGGAGGCGGCGAGCCAGGCCUUCCUCCGUGCCUCGGGAGGGGCCCCAGCUGUCCCUGAGUUCCGAAUCUGAGCCAACCUCCCCCCAGCUGUUCUCUGAGAAGAGCCGGACCACCGAGGACAGUGCCCAGUCAGCACGGGACGGAAAGAGAGGAGCCGGCAGCACCAGGCGGCUAGACAGGGUCACAUUCCGGGGCCAGUACACAGGGAGCACCAGGGAGUGCCGCCUCUGUGACUCCAUUCAUUCAUCCAGCAAACAGUCUCUGAUGCCUGCCGGUGCCAGGGCCCAAGGCUGCUUCUGGGGAAGCCCCAUUAGCUGGCCAGGAGUACCGUGUUCUGACCCCCAAGACGGCCCCAAGAGGCAGUGGCUCAAUCCCAUGUCCCAAUUGCCAACCCGCCAGGACCCAGGACUCAGGGCCAGAAAAGGCUGCCGCCAGGAGAAACACACGCACGGCCUCCAGCCCCACGCAGCGGACCAAGUGCGCGGGGUCGCUGGCCCGGCCGCCCCCUGGACUGUGGUAUCUGGCGGCGGCGCCCCCAGCACAAGCCCCUCCCGCCUUCGCCUACGUCUCCUCGGUUCCCAUCAUGCCUUAUCCGUCAACCACCGUGUAUUACGUGCCUCCAGGACCUACCUCCGCUUGCUCGGCCCAGCCAGCCCCCACCGAAUGGCCCCCCACAGCACCCUCGCGACCGGCCAGGGUGCCCCGGCCUUCCAUCCAGCUGGACCUGGAGGACCUGGAGGAGCUCAACAAGGCCCUGACCCGAGCCGUCCAGGCCGCCGAGAGCAUCCGCUCCACCACCAAGCACAUGAGCCGCUCCCUGUCUGCCGACCUGCGCCAGGCCCGAAGCCUGCGCGGCUCCUGCCUCUUCUGAUGUCACUGGGGCUCCCAACCAGCUGGUGGGGGCAGGUGGGCAGGCAGCCUGCAGCUGUCCCCCGGGCCAGGAGUCGGCUGGAGCCACUCGGAAAGGCCCCAUAGACCCCUCCUGAGAGGUCUCCUUCUAGCCCGGACCCUGCCUGCUCAGCGUCUUCAAAGCACAAGGGGUGUUGGCGGCUCAUCGAGAGAAGGAACUUCCCAGGGGCCCAGCCCCCACAGGAAGUGCUGGGCCCGAGGCACCCUUCUGCCCAGAUGCGGUCUCUGGGGGUCUCCUGGUCCUGCACUGUCCACCUCUGGCUAAUAAUAUGUUUUUCAGAUACAGAUGGACAAAUUUUUUUUUUUAAAUGGAGUUUUCCUGGUCUUAGAUCCAACCUCCGAGGCCCAACAAGCAGGGCUAGGGCCAGGGUCUCCGGGCAAAGGUGUCUCCUCACCGGUGACCAGCCUCUCCAGAGUCGGCCUCCCUGGGAAGGACACGGCUGGGCACUUUCCUCCUAGUGACCGAUGGCCAGUAGGGCACGCGGGGGCCAUGGAAAUGUCAAGCUGUCGAGCCCCCAGCAUGACGUGCGCCCAGCAGUCCGUGGCUGGAGAGGCCUUUCCCAUGGGCCUGCUGGGAAGGGAGACCCCCGGGGAGGGCCCAGGAAGCUGUCCACCAUGGUCCCUCUCUGUACCUCCUCCGACAGCCCCAGCACUGUCCCCGGGACCCUGGGGAAUUUGGCUAGUGGCCAGCUACCUGCCAGGCCCCGCUGCGCAGCGGGAAGCCAGCCCGUGCCCUGUUCCCCUCUUUGUAGCCACGUGUACCUCAGCUUUUCUGGAAUGUGUAUGCAUCGGUGAUAUUUGUAUAUUUGAGGUGUUUAAAAAGCUAUUUUCGUGAAGAAUGAAUAUUGAUCUUUUACAAAAAGAAGAAAAGAAAAAAAACAUUCCCAAAGCUGCCCACAUAA